AUGUCUAAGGAAAAAAAUGUUGAGACGAAAACAGAAGAUGAGAAUGAGGAUGUUUCAAGCGUAUUAUACCCAACAGACCCCAAGACAAAAUUCUUCACAACAAGAGACAUUGUAAUAUUCUUAAUGGUAUCAAUAUUUACCGCCUUAAUUCUUGGACGAAUCAACAUAUCACUAAUAACAUCCACAAUAUUUCCAUAUGUGCACAAAAUAUGCGAAAAAGUAAAACCACCUUCCUCAACAAACCAUCAACCACCAACAUACUGGGUACCAGACGAUGGUCAACAUCUGCAAGUGGUUCACAAAUUAUUCCAAACUUAUGGUUUCCAAAAAAAUACCACACCAGAAAAUUGGGAUGUCCUGUGGACGCAUCAGUAUCCCUUUACUGUGUAUAAAAAUCUUGUGAAAAAUUUAAAAUGGCACCAGAAAGUCAAUCAUUUUCCUGGUUGUGGUUAUUUUACGAAUAAAGUGGAUUUGUCGACUACUGGUGUGGAUUUCAUGCCGAAAUCCUUUCGCAUUCCUGAUGACGUGGAUGAGCUAAAAAUAUAUGCUAAAGAGAAUCCUGAGUAUAAGUUUAUUGUCAAAGGCAAUAUGCACAGAAAUAUUGAGAUCGUGGAUGUCGAUGAAAUUGAUUUGACGAAGAACACGACGUUCAUCCAGAGAUUUGUGGAUAACCCUUAUUUGGUGGAUGGACACAAGUUUGACAUGGGAGUGUAUACAGUAAUAACAUCAGUGGAUCCCUUAAGAGUUUACAUAUACAAUGGGGAUGUCCUAUUUCGAUAUUGUUCGCACCCUUACCAUCCAUUUAAUGCCAGUGAUCUGGAUCAGUAUGUGAUUGCUGAAGAUUAUUUGCCAACUUGGGAAGUUCCUUCUCUUAAAGUUUAUUAUAAUGAAUUUGGAUACAGUAUGAGAGAUUCUUUUGAUGCCUAUGUCAAAAAUAAAGGAGGAGACCCGAGGAAAGUUUGGGAACAAGUGGAGAGAAGUUUGAGGGAUAUCUUAGUGUUGAAGGAAGAAAAAAUGAAGACAGUGACUAAAAGAUUCAAAUCAACACACAAUUUCUUCGAGUUGUACCGUUUCGAUUUUGGACUGGAUGAAAAUUUGAAUGUUUUUUUAAUGGAAGCCAAUAUGAGUCCAAAUUUAUCACCUGCUCAUUUUAAACCAAACAGAUUGCUUUACGAACAAGUGGUUUAUAAUGUUUUCAAACUUGUUGGAAUUGGAAAUCUACUUUCAACAUUUUUUUACAUUUUAGGCGAAAACACACAAAUGCUAUCAGCCAACAAGAAUAUUCUAGUCAAUGCAGAAGUCUGCUCCAGUUAUGAAUGUAAUAAUUCCUGCUCCAACAAAAAAUGCUCUUUAUGCCUCCAUUGUUUGACCACUAAAGAUGUUGAAGAUUUGCAUAUGGCUUAUCAAGAACAUAUGAAUCGUGGAGACUGCAAACGGAUAUUUCCAGAAAAAAUGGUAAGAAAUAUAAAUCUAAAAAAAUAUUCUCACAAAAAUCAGCUGAUCAUAAGAUGGUUUAAUGAAAAAUGCAAAGCAGAUUACACGUGGUGUUGA
This is a messenger RNA of Ctenocephalides felis (cat flea), 1551 nucleotides long. RefSeq names its product tubulin polyglutamylase TTLL6-like. Gene Ontology annotation, biological process: protein modification process. NCBI's taxonomy places the organism in Eukaryota, Metazoa, Arthropoda, Insecta, Siphonaptera, Pulicidae. The record is from RefSeq and is a predicted model, not a curated record.